This is a messenger RNA of Vespula vulgaris, 770 nucleotides long. RefSeq names its product putative autophagy-related protein 11. The transcript has 5 exons. Bases 103 to 705 code for a protein of 200 amino acids. Lineage: Eukaryota; Metazoa; Arthropoda; Insecta; Hymenoptera; Vespidae. The record is from RefSeq and is a predicted model, not a curated record.
UAAAAAUUGGCAACACUGUGUUAAAGAAAAAUUAUUUUUAAAUUUAAACGAAUUCGGAAAAUUCGUAUUAAUUUUAUUAAAUAAAUUAUCAAAUAAAUAAUCAUGGAUGAAAUAAAAAAUUUACAAAAUAAAUAUUCGAGUAUCACUAUAACACAACUUGAAGAGAUUAUGAAUAAACGUGGAAAGAAAAUAAAUCAGGUUAUACAUGAACAAGAUCAACAAUUAAAAGAAAAUGAAGAAAAACUUGAAAAAUUGAUGUCUGAAUUGGUAAUGAUAAAAGAAGAUAUUGAUAUUGAACAACAAGUUUUAGAACAAAAAAACAAAGAAUUGUCGAAACAUAAUGAACAUUUUGCUGAAUUAAAAGCAGAAUACAAUAAAUUUGUAGAAGAGAAUCAAAAUUUACAGAUCAAGAGAAAUCUUUUUAAAAAUACUAAACCAAACCAGCAAGAUCAGUUAUUGUUAGAGACAGGAAGGAAAAAGCUUCGUAUGUAUAAAGAAUGGACUGGUGUACAUUGGGAUUAUAGUAGUCUAAAAGAGAACAUAGUAGGAUAUGUAUCCAACAAAAGUGAUUAUAUCCAUUAUUUUAAUUUUGCUAAAGAUGAAAAGGAUUCUGAAGAAUUAUCCAGUCUUUUAUGGCAUGAAAUUUAUCUAUCUGUUGAAAAUAAAUUAAAUGAAAAUAAAAAAAGUUCUAACACAAAUGAAUAAAAUGUUAAAUGUUAGGAAAUGUACAAGUUUUAUUCCUCCAUUAAUGAUUUUAUGAUUUUGAAAUU